CACUUUACACGACACUCUUUCAAACUCCUUGAAACAACAUAGCCUCAGGACUUCUAUCUCUCCCUCCACCAUGACCUACAAUGCUGGAUUCGCCGCAAAGUCUGCUGGGCAGGCUAGUGAGGGUCCAAACGCGCUCGGUGUCGAGUACAUGUUUACACAGAUCAUGAAUGCUGUCCAGAAAUCGCAAUCAGAAAUAGCUGAUCUUCGUCAGGAAUGCUCAGAACUGAGGCAGGCUAAUUCCAGCUUGGAACGUCAGAUACGAGAAGGCCUCCAGAAUGGCAAUUAUUAUGGUAGUUCUCGGAUGGGGACUCCAGGUUUUACAACACCAGCGCCAGGCAGCCCACAACUUCGCGCAAAAUCUCCCUUCCUAUCUCCGCAUAGUAUUCCAGCUCUGGCAGUGCCUCCAUCUAUCCACGUCCCCUCCCCACUCGGUGACAACGCCCUUACUGCCUUUCCUUUUGGAACACGUGAUAUACCAGGUUUCUACGUUGUAAUUCCUGCUGGAGGUGCAGGUACCCGCUUGUGGCCUCUUUCACGCGAGGAGCACCCGAAAUUCCUCCUCGACCUCACUUUGAAAGGUCGCUCUCUAAUUCAGGCUACAUGGGAUCGUCUCCUUCCUUUGUCUUCUGCCUCGCGAACUACUGUUGUCGCUGGUCCUGGGCAUAUCAAGUCGAUUCGAGACCAGUUACCGGAUCUUCUCGUUCACAAUCUUUUUUGCGAGCCCGGUCCCAAGGACUCUAUGGCCGCCAUUGGACUGGCUGCGGCGGUUCUUGCCCGCCGCGAUCCCGAUGCUGUGAUUGGCUCUUUUGCCGCGGAUCAUAUGAUUUCUGGCGAUGAUGCCUUCCUUUCUGCCGUCGCUGAGGCAGUCGAAGUCGCGAAGAAGGACUAUCUCGUCACCAUUGGAAUCGCACCUUCGCACCCUUCGACAGGGUUCGGUUACAUACGCCUGGGAGACAAACUAGGACUGAAGGAAGCGCCUAACUCUAGGCUCGUAUCUAGCUUCAAGGAAAAGCCUGAUGCACGCACUGCUGCUGCAUAUAUCGGAACGGGUAACUACCGAUGGAACGCUGGAAUGUUCGUCACGAAGGCCACAUUCUUGAUAGAACUAUUGAAAGAGUACAAACCCGACUUGUACGAUGGUUUACAGAAGAUUGCGGCUGCUUGGGAUGACGAGACUUUACGUCAAAAAACCUUGAACGAAGUUUGGCCUGGCUUGGAGAAGAUUCCUAUUGACAACGCUGUAGCAGAGCCAGCUGCGGCCGAAGGAAAAGUUGCUGUUGUCCCUGCUACGUUCGGUUGGGAUGAUGUUGGUGAUUUUUCAUCGCUUGCAGACCUUCUGCCUGCAGAGUCCAACCAACCUCGUGUCCUGGGCGAUACCAAUUUGGUCCUCACCGAACAAGUGGCUGGUGGGAUCGUGGUGCCCGGAUCGGGGCGACUUAUUACCUGCCUGGGAGUGGACGAUCUGGUCAUCGUGGAUAUGCCUGAUACUCUCCUCGUUACAACUCGUGCACGUUCUCAAGAAGUCAAGAGACUGGUCAAGAAGUGUCGGGAUGCUGGUUGGAAAGAGCUGCUAUAAGUCUUUAUCCAAUUGUACGUUUGAUAACCCCACAAGAUUUCUAGACAUUGGUUUAUUUGUAUAUUUUCUCCUUGGAGUUGCGGCAAAUGACUUUUUUUAAUUGCAAUACCAACGUGUGUGGUUCAAUUUCAAGCUGGUGGUGUUGGUUGGAUAUUCGUGCAGCGUACAUACCGGUGACUUAGUGAUACUGAUAGUGUUCUUUCUUCUGUCUUUUAUCUUUCCUGCUGUCCGUAUUAUUUAUUCGUACUGAUACUUUCGGACUGGCCUUGCGAGUUGUUUCAAUUUGUGACCAUGUCUGUAAUAUAUCCUGGACCUGGGUUAGGGUCACCUCUA
Molecule: messenger RNA, 1909 nt
Organism: Serpula lacrymans var. lacrymans S7.9
Lineage: Eukaryota; Fungi; Basidiomycota; Agaricomycetes; Boletales; Serpulaceae
Exons: 5
Coding region: 71-1576 (501 amino acids)
Biological process (GO): GDP-mannose biosynthetic process
Molecular function (GO): mannose-1-phosphate guanylyltransferase (GTP) activity
Source: RefSeq, a predicted model, not a curated record